Molecule: messenger RNA, 273 nt
Organism: Aspergillus luchuensis
Lineage: Eukaryota; Fungi; Ascomycota; Eurotiomycetes; Eurotiales; Aspergillaceae
Exons: 1
Coding region: 1-273 (90 amino acids)
Source: RefSeq, a predicted model, not a curated record
AUGCAGAUCGCCCACGCCUGCCUCGUCGAUGAAAACACUCAGUUGAACCAUCGCUGCCGGGACGAGGAGGCCCGCUUGUGCCAUUUUCGAGCAGCGAUCCAAAAACUACAGAAAGGUGUGAUUGACGUGGUUGAAAAGUGGGAGAAUUUCCAGAUGACGGAGGCUCCGGCAGCGGGCGGUGCGGACGAACCGACGCAGGAGAAGGAGGAUGUGGCAGUCAUUGUGUCCGCGGUGCCUGCCCAAGAGGACCAAGGCACCAGCGCUCCACAAUAG